CUUGACGCUUGACGCUGCCAUGUAAAGGCACCUUAAGGUUCCGAGUUCCGAGCUGCGCUUCGAUAAACGCAGAUGAGUGCCCGGCGCGUUAUUUUGAAAGGAUUUAAUAGUGUGAUAAAUAUACAACGAUUUAUUACAAUGUCCCAUUUAUUGGACGAAGUGCUAGAUGUUGAUAUCGAUGGUCAUGGAAGAUUUAAAUAUAUCUUAAUCAAUGUGCAGGAUGAUGUUAACAAAGCUAGUAAGCAAAUCGUUAGAGGAUAUGCAAGAGCACAGUGGCAUGCUGAUAUAUUCGAUAAGGUUGAUGAAGAAAUCAAGCAACAUGCUGGUUUGCAGGCAAAUUGCGUUGGCGGUGGAAGAAUCGAGCACGAUCCUGAUGAAAAAACUAUCAAGGUUUAUGGAUAUUCACAAGGGUUUGGCAAAGCUGAUCAUCAAGUGUCGGUUGAGUUACUGAAGAAAAAAUAUCCCGAAUACAACAUUACAUGGUCAGACGAAGGUUACUAACAAGAAGAAAAAAAAUACCGCACAUCUUUCUCGCUUGUAAACAUGUUUUUAAUUUAACAAAUAUAUAGUCAUAUAAAACAUUGAAACGCCUUGCUUUAUUAAAAUGUGAUGUGCUCUAAUCUUCUACAUAUUUUAUAAAAUUAUAUAUUAUUAUAUGUAAGAAAGUAAAUUAAUUAAAUAAUUAUU
Molecule: messenger RNA, 687 nt
Organism: Formica exsecta
Lineage: Eukaryota; Metazoa; Arthropoda; Insecta; Hymenoptera; Formicidae
Product: 14 kDa phosphohistidine phosphatase-like
Exons: 4
Coding region: 73-501 (142 amino acids)
Biological process (GO): peptidyl-histidine dephosphorylation
Cellular component (GO): cytosol
Molecular function (GO): protein histidine phosphatase activity
Source: RefSeq, a predicted model, not a curated record